UGCGCGUCAUGCGGGGCCGCUGACGUCACGGCAGAGCACGCGGGGCCGCCCUCCGGCCGGCAGGGGGCGCUGCAGGAGAGCGGCGGGCGCCAUGGCGGAGCGGGCCGCGCCGGGCGGUGCGAACCCCGCAGCAGCCGCGCUGGUGCCGGCGGGACAGCAGGCCCCGGAGCUCUCCCGGGAGGAGAAGCUGCAGCUGCGGAAGGAGAAGAAGCAGCAGAAGAAGAAGAAGAGGAGCGAGAAGGGGCCGGCGGCCGAGCCCCCGGAGCCUGGGACGCCCUCGGAGCCCGAGCAGCCCCGGGCUGCUCGCCCCGCGGCCCCCCCAGCCGCCGCCGAUGGCCCCAGCAGCGCAGAGAAGCCCCCGGGGGGCAAGAGCAAAGCCGAGCUGCGAGCAGAGCGCCGCGCCAAGCAGGAGGCCGAGCGGGCCCAGAAGCAGGCCAAGAGAGCGGAGCUGGGUCAGGCAGCCCCGGCGGCCAAGCCCCGGCUGAGCCCCGCCGAGCCGCAGUCUGUGGUGAAGCGGCUGCCGGAGCACGUGCAGGUGGACGACCCCGCUGCCCAGAGGAAACUGGCCAAGAAGCUGGAGCGCCAGCAGGUCCCUCUGAGGCAGGACUAUGGCACCAAGGUCAACCUGUUCUCCCACUUGCACCAGUACAGCCGGAAGAAGCCACUGACGCAGCAGAUGAGCAUCCCCUCCGUGGUCAUUCACCCGGCCGUGGUGCGCCUCGGCCUCCAGUACUCCCAGGGCAUCAUCAACGGCUCCAACGCCCGCUGCAUCGCGCUGCUGGAGGUCUUCAAGCAGCUGAUCCGGGAUUACUCGACGCCCCCCAACGAGGAGCUGUCACGGGACCUGGUGGCCAAGCUGAAGCCACACAUCAGCUUCCUGAACCAGUGCCGGCCCCUUUCAGCCAGCAUGGGCAACGCCAUCAAGUUCCUCAAGAAGGAGAUUUCGUGCCUCCCCGACACGCUGAGAGAGGAGGAGGCGAAGGAGAAGCUGCAGGACACUAUUGACAAAUACCUGCGGGAGAAGAUCCUUUUGGCAGCGGAGGCCAUUUCGAGGUCGGCCUUUGAGAAGAUAAACGACAAUGAUGUGAUCCUGGUGUACGGAUGCUCGUCCCUGGUGAACCGCACGCUGUGCGACGCCCACGCGAAGCAGGGCCGCGCGUUCCGGGUGGUCGUGGUGGACAGCCGGCCGCGGCUGGAGGGCCGGGAGACGCUGCGCCGGCUGGUGCGCAGGGGCAUCCACUGCACCUACGUGAUGAUCAACGCCAUCUCCUACGUGCUGCCCGAGGUGUCCAAAGUGCUGCUGGGAGCCCACGCGCUCCUGGCCAACGGCUCCGUCAUGUCGCGGGUGGGGACGUCCCAGAUAGCGCUGGUCUCCAAGUCCUACAACGUGCCCGUCCUGGUGUGCUGCGAGACCUACAAGUUCUGCGAGCGAGUGCAGACCGACUCUUUUGUCUCUAACGAGCUGGAUGAUCCCGAUGACCUGGUUGUGCUCCGGAAGGGCCAGGCCCAGCUGGGGGGCUGGGCGGAGAACAAGUCCUUGCGCCUCCUCAACCUGGUCUACGACGUGACGCCGCCGGACCUGGUGGAUCUGGUCAUCACGGACUUGGGCAUGAUCCCCUGCACCUCGGUGCCUGUCGUCUUGCGGGUCAAGAACGUGGAUCAGUAGUAGGGGCAGCUGCACAGACUCUAAUAAACCAGGCCUGCAAUGCA
Messenger RNA from Columba livia (rock pigeon), 1710 nucleotides. RefSeq names its product eukaryotic translation initiation factor 2B subunit delta (gene EIF2B4). NCBI's taxonomy places the organism in Eukaryota, Metazoa, Chordata, Aves, Columbiformes, Columbidae. The transcript is spliced from 13 exons. The record is from RefSeq and is a predicted model, not a curated record. The coding region runs from base 92 to 1666 and encodes 524 amino acids.